UUUUUGGUCCAGGAAUCAGUUCUCUGUGCGACGUCUCUACUGCUGUUCGAAAGUGCGCAAAACUGCAUCUCGUUCAUCCGAAGGUCCAUCUGCAGCCGCUGAUAAGCGCACAAAAGCUGUGCACCCCAUAGCUUUUGGCCUUGAACCAUUUUUGCGUGGGAUACCAGGCGCAUCCAGAGGGAAGCUGAGCAGGAUAGAGCUAAUUCCCACGCAGAGUUCUAUUUUUGGGCUGAGCCUUGCUGAGCUACAGCUACUAUUUCAUCAGAGUCGGAGUGUGCUGCGGCAUCAUUCGCUGCUUGAAUGCCGUUCAAAUUGCUGCCACAAUACGGCCCGGCGUCACUUGUUGCAUUGUUCGUGGACUGGCGUGAGAACUUAAAGAAGGAGAUAAGAGCCAAUGUGCUUGCCGCUAGGAUGGGACAGUACCGGGUUAACCACAGGUACCACCGCAUUCCCAUCGAAUGCUGUCCCCGAUGCAAGUCAACGGCCGUCAAGUUGGAGUUCCGCACUAGUCGCUCCCAAUGGAAGAAACUAAAGAAGAAUUUGGUCGAACUAUGCUUCUGUCGGCCAUAUAUUCCAGCGGGCAUGUAUAAGCAGGGUCACACAUGCCGAUCCUGUGGCUGGAUGGACGUAAUAAAGAUAUGUUAAAGGAAUAUCCAAAAUUGAUAACAUAUAUAUCCACAUUAUAUACUCACAAAUAUCUACACCAUAUCCAAAUAUUAUUAAUUACGAUGAAAUAUUAAUCCCAGUUCUUCAAAG
Messenger RNA from Drosophila obscura, 756 nucleotides. RefSeq lists its product as uncharacterized. The record is from RefSeq and is a predicted model, not a curated record. Lineage: Eukaryota; Metazoa; Arthropoda; Insecta; Diptera; Drosophilidae. The transcript has 2 exons. The coding region runs from base 301 to 645 and encodes 114 amino acids.